Molecule: messenger RNA, 1422 nt
Organism: Prorocentrum cordatum
Lineage: Eukaryota; Dinophyceae; Prorocentrales; Prorocentraceae
Source: the annotation of a GenBank genome assembly
AUGCUGAGCUCGCUGAGGUUGUGCCGGGGGACCGCGCGGGCCGCGCCGGGGUUGCGCCGCGGGUUCGCCGCACAGUCGGAGAUCGUCGCGACGCUCCAGGGGAAGAUCAAGGCCCUCGCGGAGAAGAAGGCGCCGAUCUUCCAGAGGUUGAAGAAGGAGCACGGCGACGAUUCGCUCGGCGAGGUCACGGUGAACAUGUGCAUCGGCGGGGCUCGGGGCAUCAAGUGCUUGGUGAGCGAGACCUCGCUGCUCGACCCCAUGGAGGGCAUCCGCUACCGCGGGCGGACGCUGGAGGAGUGCAACCAGCAGCUGCCGAAGGCCAGCGCCACCAGCAAGGUCGGCCUGCCCGAGGCCUCCUUCUGGCUGCUGCUCACCGAUGAGAUCCCGACGGAUGCGGAGGUGAAGGCGCUGAACGAAGAGCUGCACAAGCGCGCCACGCUGCCCGAGAGCACCACCAAGCUGAUCGACUCCCUCCCCAAGGACAUGCACCCCAUGACCCAGCUCUCCAUGGGGUUGCUCUCGCUGCAGCCCACGAGCAGCUUCCAGAAGAACUACAGAUCGGGGACCAUGAAGAAGACCGACUACUGGGUCCACGUGCUGGACGACUCUCUGAGCCUCGUUGCCCAAAUCUCGCCAUUGGCCGCCCGCAUCUUCCGGAACGUGUACUUCGACGGCAAGCACAUUCCCGCCGACCCGAGCCUGGAUUGGGCGGGCAAUUACGCCCACAUGCUUGGGGUCAACAACAGCGAGGCCUUCAAGGAUAUCACCCGCUUGUACCUCAUGCUGCACGCCGACCAUGAAGGUGGAAACGUGUCCGCCCACACCACCCACUUGGUUGGCAGCGCCCUGAGCGACCCCUACCUUUCCUACUCGGCUGGCGUGAACGGUCUCGCGGGGCCCUUGCACGGACUCGCGAAUCAGGAAUGCUUGCGGUGGCUCAAAAACACUCAUGCCACGCUGGGGGGCAAGGAGCCGACGAUCGAUGAGCUCACAAAGUUCGCCAAGGACACGCUGGCGUCCGGCAAGGUGAUCCCCGGAUUCGGCCACGGCGUGCUCCGUAAAACGGACCCGCGUUACAUGAUCCAGCGCGACUUCGCUGAGGCGAACUUCCCUGACGAUCCGCUGUUCAAGCUGGCGAACGCAUGCUACAAGGCCAUUCCUCCCGUGUUGGAGGCCACCGGCAAGGUCAAGAACCCAUGGCCCAACGUCGAUGCGCUUUCCGGAACGUGCAUGCAGUAUUACAAUUUGGACCAGGAAGACUACUACACCGUGGUUUUCGCCGUUUCGCGGUCCCUGGGCUGCAUGUCCAACAUGGUUUGGUCGCGUCUGAUGGGCCUACCCAUCGAGAGGCCGAAGUCUGUGACCGUGGACUGGCUGGUGAACCACGUGGACUGGUCUGGUGAGCCAUUUGGCUCCAAGUGA